AUGCCUACCGAUACAUUCCACCUCUACUCAUACUUCUGCUCCUCAUGCUGUCAACGAAUCAUAAUUGCCGCUCACCUGAAGGGUAUCCCUCUUGAAUACACCUACAUCGACCUGGGCACCAAAGCGCACACAACAGGCGAAUACAAAGAAUCAAACCCCAGCGCCAGUGUGCCUACCUUGGUAGUGACAAAUGCCAACGGAGAAAAGACCAUCAUCCGCCAAUCCAUGACGAUCUUGGAUUAUUUCGAGGAAAGGUUCCCAGAUAUUUCUCCACUCCUCCCUCGUGGAUUACAGGAUCGGGUGCAGGUGCGUGAUCUUGUGAAUAUCAUCGCGAUCGAUACGCAACCUACCACCAACUCCCGUAUCGUAAAGCGGGUAAAGGGUAUUCGUGAGAGUAACGAGGAUCGGGAUGAAUUCGUCAAACAGGCCUUUACCGACGGAUUUCAAGCCUACGAGAGUCUGGUGAUGAAGCAAGGCGGGGAGGGGACAUAUUCCUUUGGGGACACUGUUUCUAUGGCGGAUGUGGUACUGGUCCCUACAGUUGACCAGGCUCUGUUGUACCGAAUGGAUUUGGAUUUCGUGCCUAAUCUCAAGCGCAUUCAUUCUGCUCUCAAGGAAUUGGAGGCUUUCAAGGCUGCGGAUUGGCGAAAUCAGGGGGAUACGCCGGAGAAAUUUCGGGUCCAGGAUGCUUGA
Molecule: messenger RNA, 693 nt
Organism: Penicillium hordei
Lineage: Eukaryota; Fungi; Ascomycota; Eurotiomycetes; Eurotiales; Aspergillaceae
Exons: 1
Coding region: 1-693 (230 amino acids)
Biological process (GO): L-phenylalanine catabolic process; glutathione metabolic process
Cellular component (GO): cytoplasm; mitochondrion
Molecular function (GO): maleylacetoacetate isomerase activity; glutathione transferase activity
Source: RefSeq, a predicted model, not a curated record